Messenger RNA from Punica granatum (pomegranate), 1660 nucleotides. The record is from RefSeq and is a predicted model, not a curated record. NCBI's taxonomy places the organism in Eukaryota, Viridiplantae, Streptophyta, Magnoliopsida, Myrtales, Lythraceae.
UCCAACCGGAAAGAGAAUUCCCGGCCGAAAGUUCUCCUUCUUCCUCCUCCUAAAACCCAUAGGUAAACCCUCCAAAACAGCGUUUGACGGAGCUUCCAUUGCCGGCUGGCGCAGAGAGAGAGAGAGAGAUAUGAAGUUCUCGGUGAAGGCAUGGAGCAGCGGGAAGGCACGGACAGGGGUUCUGCAUCUGGGCAGCUUCGAGAUGGAGACGCCGUCGCUUCUGCUCUCUACCCGGAAGGGGCUGCCCCACUUCAUCUCCCCCGACCUCCUCCCUUCUCUCCCUUCUCCCGACUCCCGCCUCCUCCAGUUCAGCCCCCUUCACUUCUUGGAUGGCCUUUCGCCAAAGACGAUUUCGAAAAUCGGAGGUUUACACCAAAUGCUUGGCUUGCACGAGUACGGGUUCGUAGCCGUUGCAAGGGACUCCAUUCAGUGCCUUCCUUCACAUGAUGGAACUAACAGAGUCGGACCCUCUUUCGAGACGCCUUGUGGCCGCCACUUGAUUAAACCGAUAGAGUACAUGGAAAUGAUCUCUUCCAUGAGGCCGAACAUCUGGGCGACAUUGGCUGAUGAGGUGCCUGCUUGGGUGUCCGAGAAGCGGAAUACUUCCUCAGUGGAUCGCACCGUGAAAUGGCUUGAUGAGUGUAUCGCACUGCGUCCGAUUGGUGGAGAAGUUUUUGGAGCCAUUGUUGGUGGGUCCAAUGAAGAAUUACGACAACACUGUGCUCGAGAGGUAGCUAGGCGAAAUGUGUCAGGAUACUGGAUUGGAGGGUUUGGGCUUGGAGAGAGCAUGGAUGAGCGUCCUGCUCUUCUAAAUGCUGUUUGUGAUAAUUUGCCUGAGGAAAAGCCACGUUUGAUCUGUGGACUUGAUCUUCUAGAGGAGGUCCUACAGGGAGUUGCUGCAGGGAUUGACCUCUUUGACUCGACGUACAUUAACCAUAUCACGCUUGGAGGUUUUGCGCUUACCUUUCCCCUUGAUGGAAUUGAAGCAAAGGUGUCAAAUUUCCAGCCUAGUGAUGUAGGAAGUGACCGAAUAAAGAUCAACCUGAGGGCAACAGUUUACAGGAAAGACACUACCCCCAUAGUUGAAGGAUGUAGCUGCUAUACAUGCAGGAAUCAUACCAAAGCCUAUAUCAAUCACCUUCUCAAUGUUCAUGAGAUGCUCGCUCAGACUCUACUUGAACUACACAAUACUCACCAUUAUCUGGGUUUCUUCCGCUUGAUAAGAGAAUCAAUCAAGGAAGGCAAAUUUGAGAGAUUCCGCCAAAGAUUCAUCGCUGACAGGCAUGAUGAUUUAGCUGUCUCUGCGGCAAAUGCAUGAAUAUUGUGAUACCCCAAAGGUAGCUGAAUAUAUGACCCUUUUGUAGGAGUAGAUAAAUCAAAAUGGUUCAAUUAUAGCAGAAUACAUAUAGCAGCUAGCUGUCCCAGCUUCAAAAUGUAAUAUUAGUUUCAUGCUUUCACCCUUUUCCCGUAAAAUUUAGCAGAGACUGAGGUUGUCAAAUGGCUUCGUGUACUUCAAACGUAAGUUUGAACAGAAGUAAAUUUUUUUUAUGAGGAAAUGUGUAGUUAAUUUUUUUUUUUACGAAGACAGUAAUGAGUGUUACACUUUGUUCAAUAUUGUUCGGAUUCCAUUUAUAAUUUAAGGCAGAAGAACCUUUUAGCA